Messenger RNA from Nematolebias whitei (Rio pearlfish), 1077 nucleotides. RefSeq names its product zona pellucida-like domain containing 1a (gene zpld1a). The transcript is spliced from 9 exons. Gene Ontology annotation, cellular component: cell surface. Bases 1 to 1077 code for a protein of 358 amino acids. NCBI's taxonomy places the organism in Eukaryota, Metazoa, Chordata, Actinopteri, Cyprinodontiformes, Rivulidae. The record is from RefSeq and is a predicted model, not a curated record.
AUGGAAUAUAUAUUUCUGAUUAUCUCACUGUUCAGUACAGCCCAGUUAACUGGAGCUCAGUUUAAUGGAUUCAACUGUGACGCCAACCUUCACAGCCGCUUUCCUGCGGAGAGAGAUAUCAGUGUGUACUGUGGAGUUCAGACCAUCACACUCAAGGUCAACUUUUGCCCUGUCCUCUUCUCUGGCUACACGGAUGCUGACUUGGCUCUCAACGGUCGGCAUGGAGACGCACACUGUCGAGGAUUUAUUAAUAACAACACUUUUCCUACUGUUGUAAUCUUUAGUAUCAGCUUGGCAACACUGGAGUCUUGUGGAAAUUUGCUGGUGGUCUCCACAGCUCAUGGACCCAAUGCUUAUGGGAACCAGUCUCUGGUGCAGAUUGGAAACAUAUCAGGCUACAUUGACACACCUGACCCACCUACCAUCAUCAGCUACCUGCCAGGCCUCCUGUACAGGUUCAGCUGCAGUUACCCUCUGGAAUAUCUGGUCAACAACACUCAGCUGGCUUCGUCAGCAGCUGCUAUCUCAGUGAAGGAGAGCAACGGCACCUUCAUCAGCACCUUGAAUAUGCUGCUGUACAACGACUCAUCAUACGUUCAGCAGCUGUCCAUUCCAAUGGCAGGACUGACACUGAAGACACGGGUGUUUGCAGCGGUUAGAGCCUCUAACCUGGACAGGAGGUGGAACGUUCUGAUGGACUACUGCUACACCACGCCCUCUGGAAACCCUAAUGAUGAUCUUCGCUACGAUCUUUUCUUCAGCUGUGAGAAAGACCCCCAGACGACUGUCUUUGAGAACGGGAAAAGCCAAAUGGGCCGUUUUGCCUUUGAAGUGUUCCGGUUCAUAAAGCACAAGAACCAGAAGAUGUCCACUGUCUUCCUGCACUGUGUGACCAAGCUGUGCCGAGCAGAUGACUGUCCCAUGCUCAUGCCGAUCUGUGGCAGCAGAAAAAGAAGAGAGAUCUCUGAAGGAAAAGACCCAAGCACAUUGUCUGGAAAUGCUGUUCUCACUGCUGGGCCAAUCAUUACUCGAAGUGAGGAAACACCAACCAACAAUUCUCAACUGGGUAAGCUCUAA